This is a messenger RNA of Daphnia carinata, 1823 nucleotides long. It is a transcript of the gene Miga, whose product is annotated as mitoguardin-like. The record is from RefSeq and is a predicted model, not a curated record. Bases 134 to 1672 code for a protein of 512 amino acids. Lineage: Eukaryota; Metazoa; Arthropoda; Branchiopoda; Diplostraca; Daphniidae. The transcript is spliced from 8 exons. Gene Ontology annotation, biological process: mitochondrial fusion.
GUAACCGGCAGACGUUUUCUCGCACGUGAUUCCAAAACAGACGUUGGUAUUUGGCAAAAAAAAAACAUUAAAAAUUAAAUAACUCGUUCGUCAUCUACGAUAGAUGAAGACUAUCUUUGUUUAACGUAACGCCAUGGUGCUGAAUUUUGCAUACAGUACCAGGCCAACUUUAACAUGGGGAUCAUUUGCCAUUAGGUUACCAUAUUUCAAAGUAACUGGACUAUCUCUUUCCAAACCACAAAAGGUGGUUAUCAUAUCAUUAACCGUGGGUGUUGGUUUGGUGACUUUACUCUCACGUUACUUGAGAAGGAGAAAAAGGAUACGCCCCACCCAACCCUCUAGACUAGAUGCAGCCACAUUAAAUCGCAGACUGCGUUCUGGAUUCAGAAGUCCCAAUGGAGACUUCCUCUCGGAAUUUCAAAGCACCAGCCCUGUUCCCCAAAGAAUACAUCGAACGAGAUCUGCAUCGGUAAACAGUGACCGCUACUCUGUCUCUGAAGGGGCCGACGCCAAAUCAACCCCUCAGCUCCUAGGAACAAUGGGGGUCGAAUCACUAGAGACGGCCAUUAAUUACUGGGAAGAUGCGCUGGCCGCUUAUCAGUCGAACAGCACAGGCGCCGCUCUGCUGACGGCCGAAGAGGUCGAAUUCUGCCGCAGUUUGGAACGCGUUCUCAAGGCCGCUUACGUACUUCAAGAUGAGACGGAGCACCUUUUCCUUCACGAACACUCAGUAUUGUUCCAAACGGAAAGCGCAACGAACGUGGGCUACGCUUCCGGCUCUCACACGCUGUACUCGCGCACGUCUUACAGUUUCACGUCGGCCGAUUCGUUCGUGUCGGCGGUGAGCGACGAAGUGGCCGAUUUGGAAGAUUUCGCCGACCUGCCCGUCGAUGAUAGUCUGCCCAGCUUGUACCAAGGCUCGAUGAAGCAGCUGGACGAGAGCGGAAUACCCUGCCGAGUGCUGCGCACCGAACUGACGGGCUGUCAGAGCGACAUCGAAUACCUGUGCAAAUUGCAUUGCAUCCGGCUGGCCUGUCAGGGCGUGUUCCACUUGGCCGGGGCCGACCAGUGGUUCAUCUCCGCCGGCCGUUCCUUGUUGACCGAGUUGCUGAUGCUGGCCGAUAAGGAUCCUCGCGACGUCCUUGAAGCAUACGACGCCAUGAUGGUUUUCGUCCAAGAUACAGAGCAACGAUUCAAACUAGCAGCCGAGAUGGAACACAGAGGUGUCAAGGCUGUCACCUUCUAUGAUGUCGUGUUGGAUUUCAUCUUAAUGGAUGCUUUCGAAGAUUUGACGGCUCCUCCAUCUUCCGUUUUGGCUGUUAUCAAUAACAGAUGGCUUAGCAAUGGAUUUAAAGAAGGCGCCUUGGCGACAGCAGUUUGGAGUGUUUUGAAGGCCAAACGGCGGAAGCUGCUCUACCAGGAUGGCUUCAUUUCACACUUUUACGGUAUCAUGGAACACUUGAGCCCCGUUUUAGCUUGGGGCUUCUUAGGACCGGAUUCCGAUCUGAAGAAAGCCUGUUUCAUUUUCAAAAAUCACGUUGAAGGAUACCUGCGCGAUAUUUUUGAUUUCGAACGUGUUCGCUACUUGACUGUUGAGGAAAUGGCCGAAGAUGUUUGGGCGCUUGCUAAAGAACGUCGAGAGGCCAUCACUCGGCAAAUGCCACGCAGGUGACCAUACCCAGCGGACAACUGCCGAGCUUAUCGGGGCCGAAUGAAUCGGUCAGCAAUUAAAGCUUUUUAAAUAGAAACCUUUGACGCUGUCUCAUAAAAAAGAAACGUAGUGGUGUGGAACUCGACCGCAAAUGAAUCGCGUAUUUUCAGAA